This is a messenger RNA of Oncorhynchus tshawytscha (Chinook salmon), 480 nucleotides long. Its product is annotated as peroxisomal sarcosine oxidase-like. Gene Ontology annotation, cellular component: peroxisome. Bases 1 to 480 code for a protein of 159 amino acids. Lineage: Eukaryota; Metazoa; Chordata; Actinopteri; Salmoniformes; Salmonidae. Gene Ontology annotation, molecular function: flavin adenine dinucleotide binding; sarcosine oxidase activity; L-pipecolate oxidase activity. The record is from RefSeq and is a predicted model, not a curated record. The transcript has 5 exons.
AUGCUGUACGCUGACCGCACACUCAAAACAGUACAGGGACAGUUCCAAAAACUAGGGGGUGUGAUUAAGGAUGGACAGAAGGUGAUUGACAUCACACCGGGCGCUAUGGUAACGGUGACGACAGUCAGCGGGGUAUACAUAGCUAUGAGCUUGGUGAUCACAGCUGGACCCUGGGCCAACAUCCUGCUGUCCCACACAGGCUACCAGUUGCCUCUAUCAGUGAUAAAGAUGAACGUGUGCUACUGGAGGGAGCAGAUCCCUGGCUCCUACAACGUCCAGCACCGCUUCCCCUGCUUCAUCCAGCUGGAGUCAGAGGAGGCCAAGAAUUACAUCUACUGCCUCCUGUCCAAUGAGUACCCAGGCCUGAUGAAGGUUUGGACUUGUCGAUACCAUAACGGCCCUGAGACGGACCUUGACAAGAGGAACAGACAGACGGACCUAUUAAUACUCUCAGGGCUGCAUGUACCCAGUGAGUAUUAA